ACAGUUUUGUGCAUUUGUAUUUAUAUUAAAUGUGUUUAUAGACUAAAUACCAUAAAGCCAUUCUAGAUAUAGAAAUAAAAUUUUUACGUUUUACCAUGUAGUGAGGUGCCAUGUGUGGGUUUUACCUGUGGUGAUCUAAACAGAGUAUUUAAAUAAGAAUAGAGUUCUAACUGAGUAAUAAUAUUUAAAUUUCACCCUUUAAAAAUGAGGUUGUUAAAUGUUUUACAGAUAUUGUUUGUGUAUUAAAUUUACAUCUGUGUCCUAUCUCAUAAUAGAAAAGGAACUGGCCUCUAGCAUCGAAUCUGUCGUCCUUAUAAAAAAGUUUGGACACCCCUGGUUUACCUGAAAAUGCUAUUUGUCACCUUUGUUGAGAUUCAUACACUGAUUCUUGAAGUGUGUGUGUAAAUGGUAGAAUACUAUUUUUUUUUUUUACCAACUUCUAAAAGUCCUUGAAUGUUGAAAAUGCUGGAUCUUAUCCGGUAGACCAAGGGUGUCCAACCCUGCUCCUGGAGGACUACCUUACUGCAGAAUUCAGUUCCAACCCCGCUCCAACACACCUUUCUGUAAUUACACCAGGAUUAGCUGGUUCAGGUGUGUUUGAUUCAGGUUGGAGCUAAAAUCUGCAGGGCAGUAGCCCUCCCGGACCAGGGUUGGACACCCCUGCUGUAGACUCACUGCACUGCUGUAAUUAAUAAAGUAAAUCUAAUUCAGAGAUUAGGUUCUAAAUGAGAUCAGAGAUAAAGAUCAUAACAUGAUGAUUGUGUCAAAACAUAAACAUCUGACCACAUUUUUUCUUUGCUUGUCUGACUGUAAUAACUAAAUUACAGUAGCCAGACAAAAUGUAAUGUUACAAACUAAAGUAAAACAGAUCACCAUGAUGGUGACUUAAAGAUUGUUACUCUAUCCUUUGAUGAUUAUACUUAUUAACAUCAGGUGCCUUCAAUAAUAGUUAAUUUUCACUUUAACACUGCUUCUGUGUUAAUAAUAACACUCUUGAGUGUAGACUCAAAUAAGCUCUGAGGAGGGUUAAUUUAACACAGUUUUUUUUGCUGUGUAUCUAUGGACUUUUAAGGUAAUCAGCUAAUAAACCCUUCUUGUUUUUCUUUUUUCCCUUCUUUUUUUUUGUGUAGCUACCAACACAUACAUGAUAAUAUCUAUACAUAUGUCUAGGAAGUCUGCUUUCCACUUCGCUUUAAACUUACACACAAAAACUUCCCUAUAAACACUUCCCCUUGGGGGAAUCCCCACUGCCAUUGUAUAAAUCCAUUCCACUUCAUCAAGUGGAUGAGGAAAUUUUAUAUGGACAGACCCUUAACCCAUUGGUUUUGAUCUGCUCAUAUUUAAGCCGUCUUCCUUGUUGCGGACAUACUGUGGCCACCGUGUGCGUGUGUCUGUUACAUCCACGAGACCAGGGGACAAUUUGUAAUUUCAGACUGAAGGUUCAGUGUGCACUAUUGCCGAGCCUGCACUGAAGCGAUCUCCACGACAGCCGUCUACCUGACGAUCAAAGUGGCUGUAUGUCACAAAAGUGAGGAAUCAGGAAUGGAACCAGGAAUCUUUUAUCUACGUUUUGAAAACAAAGAUACUGAGAGCACCACUGGUCCCAAGACCGAGACACCAAGUUGCAGCCAGGAUGAAGGAAAAGCUCAAAAGCACAGAGGAAGCAGAUGUUUGGUGUUGAUGACAGUGUGUCUUGGGCUCAUUUGUGUUCUUCUGCUGGUCUACAUCAUACUGCAGUACUUCUCCAUCACAGCAGUGACAAACCUGUUCAAGAGUUACAAGAAUAAAGUCGAAGAGUUCAAUCAGACGAUCAACAGCUUACAGGACAAUUACACUGAUCUAAUGAAUGAAAAGAACCAACUGCAGAACAACAUCAACUCUUUGACUCAGAGGAAACAGGAGUUGGAGACCAGAGUCAAUAAUCUCACUGCCGAGAAAAGCCGGUUACUGGAAAGCUUUGACUCUUUGACUCAGAAGAAACAGGAGUUGGAGACCAGAGUAAAUAAUCUCACUGCUGAGAAAAGCCAGUUACAGAACAGUUUCAACUCUUUGAGUCAGAAGAAACUUGAGCUGGAGACCAGAGUCAGUAAUCUCACUGCAGAGAAAAGCCAGUUACAGAGCACCAUUAACGCUUUGAAUCAGAAGAAACUUGAGCUGGAGACCAGAGUCAAUGAUCUCACUGCUGAGAAAAGCCAGUUACAGAGCACCAUUAACGCUUUGAAUCAGAAGAAACUUGAGCUGGAGACCAGAGUCAAUGAUCUCACUGCUGAGAAAAGCCAGUUACAGAGCACCAUUAACGCUUUGAAUCAGAAGAUACUGCAGUUAGAAAGCAAAGUCACAUCUCUGAGUACUGAACUAAAACAAGCUUAUGAAAAAGGAUACCGGUGGGGUUCAGGUUGGAUUUUCUUAUCCAAUGGAUUAAACUCCUGGUCUGAGAGCAGGCAGUACUGCAGGAAUAUAGGUGCUGACCUGGUCAUUAUCAAAAGUGAAGAGAAGCAGAGGUUUAUAAAUUCAAUUGUCCCGGAGAGAGCAUGGAUUGGUUUGAAUGACAUACAGCAGGAGGGCACCAUGAAAUGGGUGGAUAAUUCACCACUGAAUCAAGGGUUUUGGUUCGCAGGUGAGCCGAAUGAUGCGGGUGGAAAUGAGGAUUGUAUUGAACAUAUCCCAUAUCCCCAAUAUCCCAUCCAGACCUGGAAUGAUCUCCCAUGCUCCGAGAUGAGAAAGGCAAUUUGUGAGAAAUAGGGUUCAUGCCAUCUUUUUUGUGAUUUUACUUAUAUUAUUUUAUGGAAUAAAUCAUAUUGUGAUCACAUAAUUUCUGAUCAAGGUUCUUGCCUUUUAAAACAGUUUCAAGCCCGACUCUUUAGCCAUUAGGCCACAACUGCCACAAUAUGAUGUCAAUUUUGGUUUGUAAUUUCCUAUAAUGUAGAAAAUGAUGAGUGGAUAUUCAGAUUACUAAAUAAACUGCAAAAUGUUACGUUUUCUAAUACAUUUAUUUGACGCAUGGAUUGUUCACUUUUUACACGUAUGUGAGGGUCAGCGUACAGUGCGUGUGUGACAAAUGCAAAUUUCAUCAUCAGAAGAGUACGCGCACCGCCAGAUUUUUCAAACAGUGGUUGUGAUGUAAUUAUAGAAAUAUAGUCUGACGCUGUGCAUGUUUUUGGAAUACAACAAAGCUGGAACAUUCCAUUCACAGUAAAUGCUUCUCUGCAAGUGCUUUGUGUUUGAGUCGCUUAUAAUUUGCAUUUGGGAAUGCAAACGUAUGGCAAACAUCUUCUGAAAUUCAUAAUGAGAAUAGUUUAUAAAUCUUUUGUUGUCAACAAACAGAGUAGCGUUAAGAUUGACUGGUGUUCAGCCAAAAUAAAAGCUCAAUAUUUUAACGUUUGAAAGCAAGAAAUUAAGACAUUCAUAAAUGUUAGUAAUGUAAUUUUACUAUUUUUCUGUAAAAUAAAACAAAAAUAUUUGUAGUUGA
This is a messenger RNA of Megalobrama amblycephala (Wuchang bream), 3469 nucleotides long. RefSeq names its product C-type lectin domain family 4 member M-like. Bases 1543 to 2742 code for a protein of 399 amino acids. NCBI's taxonomy places the organism in Eukaryota, Metazoa, Chordata, Actinopteri, Cypriniformes, Xenocyprididae. The transcript has 6 exons. The record is from RefSeq and is a predicted model, not a curated record.